AUACGUCGAGACGCUAUCAGCGUGUGUCGUGGAGUCGUGAGAAGACAGGUAAACUACACACCCUACACUGACAAGGAGCGUUACACAUAUACACCGGACAUUAACAUACAGCUGUAGGAUGAUGAUGACGAGUGUGGUGCCAACUUAGAUUGAAGACCCUCAUGAAAGACAGGAAGUAGUGAAGAAUCUUCAAAGAUAGAAAUUAGAACGAUAUAUUCAGUGGUUGAAUAUGGCCGAGAUGGAGAAAGGUCAAAGUGACACAGACAGUGAAGAAUGUACACCAGCAAAUUGCAGGAGGAAAAGCAAUGAUGAGGACAACCCGCCUGGAACCACUGACGGAUCAGGCAGUACUGUGGAGGAUGCAGGAAAUAAAGAUGUUGAUGAAGAGAGUGCUGACGAAUGUUUGACUGGUGACGUUACAGAUGAAGACGAUGGGGAUAGAAUAGAAGAUAUGUAUGAACUUGGAGCAUGUGUUACAAAGGUCAAAUUCCAGACUGUCCAACAACAGUCAUACCAUCUUGUAGGUAAAGACACCACGGCACUGGCACAACACAUUGUGGGAUGUUGUCAGCAACCACAGGGAGAAAUAGCGUCAACAUCACAGCAGGGGACACAACUCCAGCAAGCUUCAGCUGCUGAUGUUGAUCAGACAACAAGUCAAUUACAGUUGUCAACAACUACGUCUUGUGUAGUCCCCGAAACAACGAUUGCGCAAGUCCCGAGAACAGCAGCACUGACACCAGCGUCCACAUCCUCUCUUCUACCCAGAAUACCAGGAUCUGUUGUAUCAGAGAUACAGUCAUCAGGGCUACCUGGGGUACCAGUGCCUGUGGAUUCUCCUUCAGGUGUCCAGUACAACAAAUUCUACGUACAGCAGAAUUUUGGGGAUGUGACAGUCAGGGGCGCCAGGAAUCUGAACUUUGGCGGAACCCAGAACAUUAGAGGAACACAGAACGAUGGUGCACCUCGGACCAACCAGGAAGAGGAGAAACACCUGACUGCAGCACAGAAGAUCAGGAAAAGAACAGAAUCCAGGAUACAGUCGUGGACUAAAGACAUGGUGGAGACAAAAGGCCUGCAGAAGGUGACAGACAAGCUAGACAGAGGAGCAACAUGGGUGACAAUUAAAGGAAGACCAGGAGAGGGGAAGUCUACAAUAGCCUACAUGGCUCUCAAAGAUCAGCACACUCAGGGGAGACAAGUGUAUCAGGUUGUGUCACCGGAGGAGUUCAAUGAGGUCAUAACGGCCAGCAUUGACCCUGUCAUUAUGUUAGAUGACAUAUUUGGUGAUCUGGAAUUUGAUGUAGCAGAAUGGGCCAAGUGGAGACCAAGUCUACAACCUGUUGUGGAUGUGAAAGAUCCUGAUAAAUAUACAGAAAAGGAUCCCAUAGACAAGUCCACUAAUAUCAAUAAUGGUUUAAAGAGAACAAAAGAUGAGCAAACAGAGCUGAAAAGAACAGCGCCUAACAAAGACCAAACUAUCAUUAUCCUCGUAGGCCGUGACUAUGUGCUGAAAUCCUCACUGGCAGACUUGGGAAAGAUGGCAGAUUACAUAUCUAGUCCCCUCUAUGUGGUGGAAGUUUCUUCUCAGAGAGACUCUUAUGAACGAAGGAAGAUUUGGCAUGUUCAUGUCAAAACAAAGACAAAGAUGGACUUUGAUGAGUCAACUGUGUCUCAGAUAUGUCAGGCUGACUGUCCACACGGCUUUCCCCAUGUAUGUAAAAUGUUUGUCACGACAUAUGGAAAGGAUCAGACUCAGCUUUCAGCAGAGACUGUUUUAGAUUUUUUUAAAAUGCCUCUUGUGUUCCUCAAAAAGACUUUGGAUAAAUUUCUUAAGGAUAAGAUAAAGCGUUCACUGUUCAUGGCUAUGAUUAAAAGAGAUGGGAAGAUUAGUGGACAGGAGUUGGAGGAGAAUGGUUAUCUUGCGUAUGAAAGCAUAACAGCUGCUGAUGAUUUGGUUGGAUCUUAUCUCAAGAAGGAAGAUGACACAUACAUGUUUGACCAUCCCUCUAUAUAUGACAGUAUUGCUUUAAUACUCAGUACAAAACAAUCAAAGUUUGUCAUCGAAAAUUGUAGUUUGUCAUUCAUCCAUCAGCGACUUCGUCUUAAACCAUCCACAAGAUUAGGGGAAAAUGUUCCUAGUGAGACAGGUCUUGUUGCAAACAUCUCAUGGACCUUUGCUGGACAUUUAGCCAGAAGAUUUGCAACUGAAAUUGAGAGAGGCAAUUUCUUGCAUGUCUUAUCGCACGAGACAUGUUGUAAUUCAAAGUUUAUUGACUUGCUCAUGGACUGUCUGAAGACAAACUGUCACAUGUCUGUUCCUGAUCUUCUGAAACUAGCUGAUAAUUCUUCAAGACAAUACGUUUUAAGCGACAAGUCACAUUCAUUUUGUGAAUUGCUUUCAAGCAAUAAGUCACAUCAUCUGAUCAAAUUUAUUAUGGAGAAAGAAAACAUAUCAUUCAGCCAAAAUGAAAAAAGGGACAUUUUACUUGGGGUGUGCAAGAAUGCUGCUUGUAGUGUAUUGACCUACAUCAGUGAACACAUGAAGCUUGACAUGGAUGCUAGAUAUGGUCGGCUUAAUGUAACUCCGAUCAUGUUAGCAGCGGAAACCAAAAACAGUGAGUUUGUCGAUCAGAUUCUGGCCCUUGCCCCUGACCUGAAUGCAUGCGAUAAACUAGGAAAUACUGUCUUUCAUUACCUUUGCAAGUAUGGCCUUACAUCAGCCGUGGAACAAGCAAUUAACACGGGUGUGGAUGUCAAUGUUCAUCGUGUAAAUGGUGCCCUUUUGUACCUUGCCAUAAAAAAUGGUCACUUAGGGGUGGUGAAACUGCUGGUGAAAACAGGAUUUCAUCUGGAUAACCAGAAAGGUCUUAGAAUUGCUUUCAUGAGCCAGAACAAGGACAUGGUAGACUUUCUUUUAGACAGAGGAGCACAGGUUGAUGGUGAUGCUGUAAACAGUGCUUGUAAGGUGGGGAACUUGACUAUGGUCAAAAUGUUACUUGAGAAGGGUGCUACUGUUAACAUGAUGUCAUCUAAUGGAGACACUCCUCUUCACAGCUCAUGUAGACGACACUCAGAUGUUAUGUCAUUUCUGCUGGCGAAAGGAGCAAGUGUGAAUCAACUUUCAUCUGAUACAGGUGACGCACCACUUCAUACAGCAGCACAUCGGGGAUAUACAGUGUAUGUCAAUGUGUUACUGAAGGCUGGGGCUGAUGUGAAUGUACAGAAUAAGACAGGUGACACACCACUUCAUACAGCAGCACAUCGGGGAUAUACAGUGUGUGUCGAUGUGUUACUGAAGGCUGGGGCUGAUGUGAAUGUACAGAAAAAUACAGGUGACACGCCACUUCAUACAGCAGCACAUCGGGGAUAUACAGUGUGUGUCGAUGUGUUACUGAAGGCAGGAGCUGAUGUGAAUGUACAGAAAAAUACAGGUGACACGCCACUUCAUACAGCAGCAGGAAGGUGGGGAUCUGCAGACUGUGUUGUAGUGUUACUGAAGGCUGGGGCUGAUGUGAAUGAACAGAAUAAGACAGGUGACACACCACUUCAUACAGCAGCAGCAGGGUGGGGAUGUGCAAUGGCUGUUGAAGUGUUACUGAAGGCUGGACCUGAUGUGAAUGUACAGAAUAAUACAGGUGACACACCACUUCAUACAGCAGCAUUUUUUGGAUCUAAAAACUGUGUUGAAGUGUUACUGAAGGGUGGGGCUGAUGUGAAUGUACAGAAUAAGAUAGGUGACACACCACUUCAUACAGCAGUAGCAGGGUGGGGAUCUGCAAUGUGUGUUGAAAUGUUACUGAAGGCUGGGGCUGAUGUGAAUGUACAGAAUAAGACAGGUGACACAACACUUCAUACAGCAGCAGCAGCAUGGUUGGGAUCUGCAGAGUGUGUUGAAAUGUUACUGAAGGGUGGGGCUGAUGUGAAUGUACAGAAUAAUAGAGGUGACACACCACUUCAUACAGCAGCAGACAGUGGAUCUACAGAGUUAAUUGAAGUGUUACUGAAGGCUGGGGCUGAUGUGAAUGUACAGAAUAAUACAAGUGACACACCACUUCAUACAGCAGCAGACAGUGGAUCUACAGAGUGUAUUGAAGUGUUACUGAAGGCUAGGGCUGAUGUGAAUGUACAGAAUAAGACAGGUGACACACCACUUCAUACAGCAGCAGCAGAUGAGGAAUAUACAGUGUGUGUCAAUGUGUUACUGAAGGCAGGGGCUGAUGUGAAUGUACAAAAUAAUACAGGUGACACACCACUUCAUACAGCAGCAAAGAGUGGAUCUACAGAGUGUAUUGAAGUGUUACUGGAGGCUGGAGCUGAUAUGAAUGUACAGAAUAAGACAGGUGACACACCACUACUGAAGGCUGGAGCUGAUGUGUCACACACCACUUUGUAAAACAGCAUAGCAGGGAUGUGCAGAGUGUGUUUAGCGAAGAUUUUAUUCCAUGUCAUAGUUCCCCAUUCAUUACACACUGGUAAAUACGUCUCAGAUUUCAUCAGUAUAUAUAUAGUUAUGGGCGUGGCUAUGUAGCCUGGUGGGUAAGGUGUCUGCUCCUGUGGACUGGGUUUGACUUCCUGGAAAGUGUUCAGCAGAAUCUCAGCUGCUGUCAAAUUAUACCCACAUAGUUAGACGAGAAGCAUUGACAAAUCGUACCCACCUACUCGCUGCUGCUCUACACUCUCUUACUCCAUGCGUUGUACCUGUCAAAUAGUCAUUUUGUUUUGAGUGAGUGAGUGAGUGAGUGAGUGAGUAUGGUUUUACGCCGCUUUUAGCAAUAUUCCACCAAUAUUACGGCGGGGGACAUCAGAAAUGGGCUUCACACAUUGUACCCAUGUCGGGAAUCGAGCCCGUUUUUUUGGCGUGACGAGCGAACGCUUUAACCACUAAGCUACCCGACCGCCGCUUAUUUUGUUUUGGCAAUGUUUACAUCAUUCUGUGGUUUGUAAAUCACUCACUCUCUCCCUAGCCGAUAACCACGAACCCUUAAACUUCUAUUUCUGCAAGUACUUGAUCACAUUUCGUUCCUGGAUCACCUUUCGCUUCCAAAAGUCAGAGACUGGUGCUUAUUUUACCGAUUUCUCAAAGGGAAACGAUUUCCCUAGCUGACUCAAACUUCUUGUGGAUAUACCCCAACGACAUCAUGUCUAUGACAAAGGAUUUCUCUGUUUCUAAGUUCCGUCUGUGAGGCUAAGAACUUGUCAAUUAACCCCUGUAGGACUAAAAAGAAAUACAUUGACUCCCUGGUGUAACGUACAGACUAUAGUACGAAUGUAGUGUAGUUGCAACCUUCAACAUAUCCAUCUAGCUUCUGUAGACUCCCUGGUGUAAUGUAC
This is a messenger RNA of Haliotis rufescens (red abalone), 5334 nucleotides long. RefSeq lists its product as uncharacterized. The record is from RefSeq and is a predicted model, not a curated record. The coding region runs from base 230 to 4396 and encodes 1388 amino acids. The transcript has 5 exons. NCBI's taxonomy places the organism in Eukaryota, Metazoa, Mollusca, Gastropoda, Lepetellida, Haliotidae. Gene Ontology annotation, molecular function: protein binding.